Messenger RNA from Condylostylus longicornis, 3933 nucleotides. It is a transcript of the gene Nt5b, whose product is annotated as cytosolic purine 5'-nucleotidase. NCBI's taxonomy places the organism in Eukaryota, Metazoa, Arthropoda, Insecta, Diptera, Dolichopodidae. The coding region runs from base 744 to 2975 and encodes 743 amino acids. The record is from RefSeq and is a predicted model, not a curated record. The transcript is spliced from 10 exons. Gene Ontology annotation, molecular function: 5'-nucleotidase activity.
AAAAAAAAUCUUGGACAACACAAAAAUUAUUGAAGAAAAAAUUUAUUUUUCAAUUUAUUACAAAUAUUAAAAUACUCAAAUUUGAAUUAAAAAAGUAAACAAAUAAAUUAAAAAAAAUUGAUAAAAAAAAAUUUUUAUUGGAAAAAUAUUAUUUUUCUAAUUUACGUGGUUUAUUUUAUUUAGAAAUUCUUGUUUAUUUCAUGAGCACUCUAAGAAAUACGCACACUUUUACAAAAUUUUAGGCGGAAAUUUUUUUUUUUUAAAUGAUAAACAAUAAACGUGGAAAAUUUCUCUGUAAAUUCUAAAUUCAAUGGUGAUUCAUGUUGAUGAUAAAAAAAAUUGCUAGAGUGUGUGUGUGGUAGAAAAAAAACUCAAAUUUGUUUUGUAAAUAAAGAAAAGAGAAAAUUGUUGACGAUAAUUUGUUUAGCAACAUUUUAGUUUAGUUGUUCUUUAGUUCAUAAAGCUAUUCAAUUUUUACUGGAGAGCAAAUUAGAAAGUACAAAUUUCUUUUCAAUUCAAUUGAAACUCUUAACAAAAGACAUUUAGAACACAAAAACAUUGAGAAAAAAAAAUUUAAAAUUUUGAAAAUAAAUUGAAGUGGAAAAAUUCGCUCUUUCAUAAAAUAUUUUAUUAUUACCACGCUUUUUCAUAAGAAAUUUAAAUUACUGUGAAUAAAUUACAUCGGAAAACAAAUUUUAAUAAAUAAAUUCAAACAAAGGGGGAAAAAAACAAACUUUUUCACAAUGCCAGAAUUAUCACAAGAUGCCUUUGAAUGUUUAAAUCCUGGCAGUCCGCCAGCUACACCAGAACAAUUAAGAGCCCGCGCAAAUUCAAGUUCCAAUCGAACAGAAAUUUUAAUAACAUCAGAUGAAAGUACCUUACCUAUGCCAGCUAUUGCUACUACUUCUAACGGUAUUACAUUUGGUCAGCAACAAAAACAACAACAAUCAAAGCAAAAUCAUAACAAAUUAAAUUUAUAUUUUCAAAAUGGUAGUGGUGGCCAUAAUUAUUUUACUUGUUAUAAUGGUGUUAACAACAACGGCAUUUACAAUUCAAAUGGAAAUUCAUCAAAUUUAAAUGGAAAUUUCCUUUUUGUUAACGGAUUCAAUGGUAAUCUUAAUGAAUUUCAAGAUGAAAUGCGUUCUCGUUCAUUUACAUUUGGUGAAACAGAAUUAGAUAUGUCAUUUUUGCAUGGUGAUAAAAUGGAACAUAAACGUGAAUCACAGCACAGGAUAUUCGUUAAUAGAUCCUUACAUUUAGAAAAUAUUAAAUUCUAUGGAUUCGAUAUGGAUUAUACAUUGGCUGAAUAUAAGUCGCCACAAUACGAACAAAUGGGCUUUGAUUUAGUUAAAGAACGUUUAGUUGCUAUGGGUUAUCCAAAAGAAAUAUUACAAUUUGAAUAUGAUCCAUCAUUUCCAGUUCGUGGCUUAUGGUUUGACACACUGUAUGGUAAUUUAUUAAAAGUUGAUGCCUAUGGUAAUAUAUUGGUAUGUGUACAUGGAUUUGAAUUUCUUAAACAUUCCCAAGUUUAUGAACUUUAUCCGAAUAAAUUUUUAAAAUUGGAUGAAUCACGUGUCUAUGUUUUAAAUACACUUUUUAAUUUACCUGAAACAUAUUUGUUGGCAUGUUUAGUGGAUUUCUUUACAAACAGUAAAGAAUAUACUGGACGAGAACGUACUGGAGUUCGAUGUGGUGAAUUAUAUAUGUCUUUUAAGUCAAUAUUUCAAGAUGUUAGAAGAGCUGUUGAUUUUGUGCAUAUUCAAGGUGAUCUAAAAGCAAAAACAAUUGAGAAACUCGAUGAAUAUGUCAAAAAAGAUCCACGACUUCCAAUGGUAUUAUCACGUAUAAGAGAAUCUGGAGCAAAAACAUUUAUUUUAACAAAUAGUGAUUAUAUAUAUACCGAUACAAUAAUGUCAUUUUUAUUUGAUUUACCUGGAGAACCUGCACGUGAUUGGAAAUCAUAUUUUGAUAUUAUAGUUGUAGAUGCACGUAAACCAUUAUUUUUUGGUGAAGGUACAAUUUUAAGGCAAGUUAAUACUGAAACUGGAGCAUUAAAGAUUGGUACACAUGUUGGACCAUUACAACAAGGCCAGGUGUAUGCUGGUGGAUCUUGUGAUGUAUUUACAUCAUUAAUUAAUGCUAAAGGUAAAGAUGUUCUUUAUGUAGGUGAUCAUAUAUUUGGUGAUAUAUUAAAAUCAAAGAAAAUUCGAGGCUGGCGUACAUUUUUAAUUGUACCCGAAUUAGUACAAGAGUUACAUGUUUGGACAGAUAAAUGUCAAUUAUUUGCUGAAUUACAACAAUUAGAUGUCAGGCUAGGUGAUAUGUACAAAAAUUUAGAUUCAAGUGCAACAGAGAAACCUGAUAUUUCAAAAUUACGUUCAGCAAUACGAGAUGUAACACAUAAAAUGGAUUUAUCAUAUGGUAUGAUGGGUUCUCUAUUUCGUUCUGGUUCAAGGCAAACAUUCUUUUCAAGUCAAGUUGUCAGAUAUGCCGAUUUAUAUGCGGCCACAUUUUUAAAUUUAAUUUAUUAUCCGUUUUCAUAUAUGUUCCGUGCUCCAGCCAUGCUAUUACCGCAUGAAUCUACUGUAGCACAUGAACAAAGAUUUACAAUGGAAACACCACCAAUUCAAAGAACAAGGCCAAAAUUAAAUGGUAGUAUUAGUAGUACAUCAGCAACUGAUUUAGGUUCAACACACUUACAACAACAAAACAACGAGAAUUCAAUUGCUGCAGUAAAUAGUGUACAAAAUACUAAUAUUAAUAAGGAAAAUUGCAUUUCUGAAUCAGGAGCGUCAGCUAUAUGCACUGAUAAAGCAAUUAAUAACGAAAUUAUUGGAUCAACUGUAGUACCGCAUACAAGGCCAGCAACACCUCGUACUGUAACACAUAAUCACGAUGAAGAUUAUACUGAUGAUGAGAGUGAUCCUAAUAAUAAAACAGACGAAAAUGAGACUGAAACUGAUGAAAAUAAUUAAACAAAUAAAUUAUAGAAACGUAAUAAGAUUUUUAACACAAAAACCAAAUCCAAAGGACACAAUACUAAUACCCACAUUUUGAAAUGCAUUAAACAAAUCUAAAAAUUCAAAAUUAAUUAAAUAUGAAAUAAAAAGAACAUAAUUUAGUAGUAAAACAAUAACAAUUUCAGAAACAUAACAAUGAUAAUCCUACGGUGAUCUUAUAUUAUAAUCGAAGAAUUUAUAGAAUUAGUAAUAAAAAAAAAUAUAAAUAUUUUGAAUUGAUUAGAAAAUAUGAGUUAAUGAUCAGAAAAAAUACAAAAAAAAAUUGAAUAGCAUUUUAUGUAAUUUGGAAUAAACAAAAUUAAAAUAAGAACGCUUAUCUCAAAAACUUUCAUACCAAUUCGUUUAAUUGAUAACUUUUAAUUAUAGAACUAUGCUAAAAUAAGCUGUGCAAAAAUUCAAACAAUAAUAUUCUUUUGAUAAAUUCAUUUAAUCGCUGUUUUGAAAAAUCGAUUAUUACAAAAUUCUUAUAAAAUUAUUUUGUGAAGUGCUUUUUUUUCAGAUUUAGAAAAAAAUGUAGCAUAAUAAUUAAUAAAGAUUAUUUGUAAUUGAGAAAUUAAAGUAAUUGAGAAAAAAAGUAAUUGAGAAAUUUUUAAUAACAAUUGAAAAAUUAUUUUAACAAAUUUAUUAUUAUUACUAAAACUAAUUCAAAUCGUAAAAAAUAUUAUAUGAUUUAAAAUAUGAAAAUUAACUUUUGCAUUUGGAAUAAACAACUUUGAACAUAAAUCGUGUUUUGAAUUGAAAAUUAAAAAAAUUCUCUGACAAGAUAUUGUAAAUUGUCCUUCCAAUGUGCUAGAGUUCUUAAAUUGAUCUGAAUAUAAUAAUAAAAUAUUCGAAAUUACGUGCGUGCACUUUGUUUAUUUUGUGAUUUGAUUCCAUUCUCAUUGUGCUUCUGUACAAAGAUUUAGAGUAUAAG